Alosa alosa (allis shad) is the source of this 1075-nucleotide messenger RNA. Its product is annotated as L-asparaginase. The coding region runs from base 113 to 886 and encodes 257 amino acids. The transcript is spliced from 7 exons. Gene Ontology annotation, molecular function: protein binding. Lineage: Eukaryota; Metazoa; Chordata; Actinopteri; Clupeiformes; Clupeidae. The record is from RefSeq and is a predicted model, not a curated record.
AGACAUGAACCUACGCAGCCAGCGCGAGACAUAACGUUCAGUGUUUUCAAGGUCAAAGAAACAUUAAAAAGAACGCAUAAUAUUAGCUAAUUUCAGCUCUGAAACUAUUAACAUGGGAAUCAUUUCAGGCAGGUUUGCAAGGCAAACAGAUGAAGAGCAAUAUAGAUUUUUGUCUGCUGUGGCAUCUUCUUUACGCCUUGGUUGGUUAGGGACCGAUGACAAGGAGAGGGAGAUGAGGGUGUGCCAACUUGCACUAUUUCCAAUGCUUAUGAAUGCAUCAGCUUUACAAGGGGACAUUGUUUCAAUGCAAACACAUCUGAAAGAGGGUGCAGAUGUAUGUGUUCCGGAUAAUCGUGGGAGGACUCCCCUACAUCUUGCAGCUGGUGAGGGUGAUGUGGAGACGGUCAAAUAUCUUAUCAGUAAAGGCGCAGAUGUCAAUGCCAGAGAUAAUUCAGAAGGAACCCCUAUUAUGGAUGCAAUCCGUUUCAAAAAUUAUGAGGUAGUGAAGUUUUUGGUCAAUGAAGGAGCCCUGUUAGAGAUGUCCGAGCCGGAUCUAGGGGCAGAGAUGUGUUGUCUUGCAUACCUGGGAGAUACUGAACAGAUGGAAGCUUGGAAAUUAGCUGGAGUCAGCUUAAAUUUUGCUGAUCUUGAUGGCAGAACUCCCUUACAUGUGGCAGUGUGCACGAACCAGGAAGAGGUGGUGAGGUUCUGCUUAAAGAAUGGGUCAAAUCUUGAGCUCCGAGACAGGUUCAAUAACCGACCUGUGGAUGAUGCACAUCGUUUGGGAUUGAAACACCUUUUUAAGCUUCUCACCAUAGGGGCCAAAAAGCUACAGAGAAGGGAAAGCACCAAGGUCACUGAAGCCCAGGAGGAAGAAUCUGACUGAGAUGAACUGGCCUCAGAAGAAGUGUAGCAUGUCACAACAUGGCUAGUUAUCGUAGUAGUCUAUAAUAUAUUACACAAACUCCUAUCACAAAACAGAUAUAACCCAUUCAUGUAUUUUUAUCUGAAAAAGAAAAUACCUCCGUCAUUUUGUAACUAUAUUCGCUGUUUGGGUUUUGAAUAGAGUCAAUAA